Molecule: messenger RNA, 2061 nt
Organism: Perca flavescens (yellow perch)
Lineage: Eukaryota; Metazoa; Chordata; Actinopteri; Perciformes; Percidae
Gene: lrrc39
Product: leucine rich repeat containing 39
Exons: 9
Coding region: 140-1207 (355 amino acids)
Cellular component (GO): cytoplasm
Molecular function (GO): protein binding
Source: RefSeq, a predicted model, not a curated record
UGUGAAGAGACGCAGCAUGAAGGACGGCUGCUACGCUGACACGGACGCUGAGCGGGAGGAAGUGUCUGCAGGUCAGAGGUCGUCCUGCCUGUGACAUCACGCGGCUGUGACAUCACGCGGCUGACAGGAAGUGGUCAUCAUGGUGGGCGUGGUGGCGUGCGGCGCGGUGGCGUCCAUCAAAGCUCUGUGGGAGACGAGGAUCAGGAAGAUCAGCCGGGAGGAAGAGGAGCAGAGGAAGAGGAGGAGGGGGGGCGGGGCCAGUGGCAGGCUGUGUGUUGGUGUUUGGGAGGACCGAGCGGUUCUGGCUCGGCUGAAGCAGAAACUGGAGACAGAAGACGGACGACUGAUCCUCCGGAUCCAGCAGGAGGACUGGAAGUCUCUGCCGGGCUGCCUGGUCCAGUUCAGCCAGGUCCAGGAGUGGCAGAUCCACCGGACUGGCCUGCAGAGCAUCCCUUCCUUCAUCUCCAGCUUCCAGAACCUUCUAGUUCUGGAUCUGUCUCGCAACAGCAUCACAGAGAUCCCCAAACAGAUCGGGCAGCUGACCCGGCUCCGAGAGCUGAUCCUCAGCUACAACAGAGUCCAGUUUGUUCCUGAAGAGCUGAGCGGGUGUGAGAGUCUAGAGAGACUGGACCUGGCCAUGAACCGGUCCCUGGACACACUGCCGGACCAGCUGAGCCAUCUGAAGAAGCUGCAGCAUCUGGAUCUGUCCAUGAACGAGUUCUGCUGCGUGCCGGACUGCGUGGUCGCCCUGCCAGCCCUCCAGUGGCUCGACAUGGGGGGUAACAGGCUGCAGUACCUGCCCCAAGACAUCCACAGGAUGGAGGAGCUCCACUCUCUGUGGCUGCAGAGGAACCAGCUUGAGAAACUUCCGGGGAACAUCGUGAGGAUGCAGCGCCUGGACACGCUGGUCCUCAGCAGCAACUGUCUCCGGGACAUCCCCCCUCUGAUGGAGGACAUGUCCAACCUCAGGUUUGUGAAUUUCCGGGACAACCCUCUGACUCUGGAUGUGAUGCUGCCGUGCAGGAAGACGAAGAACCCCGAUGAGGAAGAGGAGGAGGAGGAGGAGGAAGAGGACAGAGAGAUGUUUGGACGAGAGUUCAUGCAGAUGUACAUCCAGGAGGCGAGGAAGAGAGCCUACGCUGUUCUCAACGUGCACCGGGCCAACAGCUGCUGGAUCCUACAUUUCCCACAAUGCACCUUUCAUUAGAGCCUCCCUGCCUGCUGAACAGACUCCAGACCUCCAGACCAUCAUGUAACAUUCAUAACAUCAUCGUAACAGUGAGUGUGUGUCUCUGAGUGUGUCUGUCUGAGUGUGUGUGUGUGUGUGUGUGAAUAAUAAUUAAUACUAUCAUAGUAACAAUAAUAACUCCUGCUGGUAGAUUUUUCACUAAAACAUGUUAAGUCAUGUAGAAUAAUUUGACUGUUUAUAUAUUGUGAACAUGACCAUGUGUUUCUGUUUCAGAGCCCAACGAUGACUCAGCAAACUAAAAUAAUCUGAAAACAUCCUCAUCAUCUCUUCAUACAGUAUAUGUUUUUAUAUAUUUAUAUUUCUGGAGGCUGAAACCUGUUCUAAAUCUGUGUACGAGUUCAUGUUUGGUUUAGUUGAUCUGUUUAUAUAUUACUGUGUGAAAAUCAGCCAAUCAGAGACAGCCUGAACAAUCAGCCAAUCAGAGACAGCCUAAAGACGUGGAAACACUUUAAUGAAAAACAUGUCAACACAUGUUCACUUUAACUCCAAAUAAAAAACCUUCUGUACAAAGUCAGGCAGAGUCUUUGGGUUUCCUGUCUCAGUCUGUAGUCCUUCUGGAGUUUGUAGUCCUUUCAGAACCAAACGAUGACUCAGCAAACUACAACCUGUCCCUCUGCAUUUCUUCUUCUGGAGAAGACUCACAUCAAAGUCUCUUCAUUCUUUCAUUCAUUCAUGAUUCUCCAGGCUGAAAUCUGUUUAUGAAAUGUUAUGAGGUCAUGUUUUGAGUCUAUCUUUUCAUUUCUGCAGAACUUAAAAACAUCUCGACACAAUUUAAUUUUAACUUCAAAUAAAAACACUUUUGUACAAACUCA